Messenger RNA from Thamnophis sirtalis, 1598 nucleotides. NCBI's taxonomy places the organism in Eukaryota, Metazoa, Chordata, Lepidosauria, Squamata, Natricidae. The record is from RefSeq and is a predicted model, not a curated record.
CUAUAUACACCUCUGCAAUGGAUAUGCUGGGAGGAGCUGGUGUGGAAAAACAAUGCAGGAAAACAGACAUUUUAGCAGAUGCCGCCUAUUGUAUUUUAUCAAAGCCAAAAAGUUUCACCGGAAACUUCAUUAUUGAUGAGGUUUUAUUGAGAGAAGAAGGAAUUAAGAACUUUGAUGUAUAUGCAGUCGCUCCAGGUUAUCCUUUGAUACCAGAUUUUUUUUUAGAUGUGGAUCCUGAUACGAUAGCAAUGAAAAUGGAAGCACAUGGAGCUUCUCCAACCUUCAAAGAAGGGAAAAAACAAGAUAUUGUGAAAAAUGAAGGUCCUGAUAAAACAAAGGCUGAAGGACCUGAUAGAGACAAACUGCAUGUACACUUUGCUGAAGAUAAACCAGCAGGGCCCGUAGCAGAAACAUUUAAACUUAUAAAAGGAAUGAUAAAUGAAGAUAUUGUAAAGGCAACUCAAGGAGUUUAUCAGUUUGAAUUAUCCGGUGAAGAAGGAGGAACAUGGUACAUUGAUCUUAAGAACAAAGGUGGCAGUGCAGGAAUUGGUGAGGCACCUGGAAAGGUCGAUGUAAUUAUGAACAUGUCUGGCAAUGACUUUGUAAAAAUGUUUUCAGGCAAAUUAAAGCCAACGAUGGCUUUCAUGUCUGGAAAGCUGACAAUCAGGGGAGAUGUUGCCUUAGCAAUCAGGUUGGAAAAACUGAUGGCUCAAUUCAAUGCCAGACUUUGAAAAUAAAUGGGGGAAAUUGGUAUCACACUGAACUUUCAAUAAAUAUGUAAUCCUUUGCUGUUGAAGAUAACGUCUCUUAUUUAGCGUAUUUGAAUAAUAACUGGACCGUUCCUAACUUGUUUCGCUAUUAUUGAUUAAAGGAAAUAUUUGCUGUAUUUGCAGCACACCCAAUAAGAAUUAACAGAUCAUCAACUGAUAUUAAAAACACUGAUUUGUUUUAAUUAGACCAUUACUAUUUCUAUUUUAUUCUAUUUUAAUUUAGAAAAUAUUGCCAUUUUGUUUUUUCUGAGAUUUCUAUGUAUUUCUAAAUUGAAGACACUAUAAGCAAGAAGUUUAAUACCAUGCAGGAAGACUCAGUUGUUCUGUUAAUAUUUUAAAAAAGUUGACAUAAGUGCAAUUUUUAAAAUAAAUAACUGUAUUAUCUCUGGUGAGGUGGGUUUUUUUUGUUAUAUUAUUAAUGCUUGGAAGCACAAGUGCCUUUUAGAUUUUUUUCAUAUAUUUCAGUAAUUAAAUGUAAGAUUUUUGUGGUGCAAAAUACUAAUAACCAAAAGAUGACCGAGGAAAGUUAAUGUUUUCUGUCUCUUUCUCCUUCCACUUACCAGCCAUCUAGAUUUUUUGUAGCCCAGCUUGGUAUCUCUACAAUAAUAGAAUCAGGAUUUUUUUUUAAGUUUUACCUCUCUGGAAUUGCUCAGAGAUUAACAAAUCAUUUCUAUGUCCUGGUAAGAUUGCCUCAGAUAUGGUACUAUUUUAAAAUAAUAAUAACUUUUUUAGUUAAAAUAACUUUUUUAAAAACACUGACUGAUGUCCAUACUUGAUUUCUGUCAAACUGUAACUACAGAGAGUGGAAAUAAAACAUGUUCACAUGUG